AUGAACCAGACAAUGGAUCCUCUCUCAAGAUUACCAGUGGAGUGCUUGCAACACAUCCUCCACUUCAUCUCCCUCCUCACCUACAACAGCAAUAAACAAGCCCUACACGCGCUCAUCUGCACAAACAAACACCUUGCCCUCAUCACCCUGCCGUACCUGUACUCGCACCCAUUCCAGUACACCACCCACUUCAGAACCUACUCUGCCAGGAUCGGGAUCGAGCCGUCGUCUGUGAGACUCACCCGCAUGCUUCUGCUACUGCUGCUCUCCACAACCAAAGGGGGCGCUUACUUUUCGCAGCUGUCUACGCCGGUCCGGCUUGCUUAUCGACUUGGAGACGGGACUCGGGAGGUACCAUCUACCACGGCUACUACCUCACCCUCUACUACCACUACCCCUAUUACUACCACCACCACUACCACCACCCUCAGCACGACUGCGUUUUCGCUCGAUUACAUGAUGCACCUUCGUCACCUGGAUGUAGAAUGGACUGUGACAGGGAACUAUCACGGUGCACCAAAUAUCAAGCCCACAGCGGACUUAAAAAAAUUUAUGGGAGGAAACGAGUACGAGCACAUGAUGGGAUUCAACCAACUCCUGGAGGCCUGGGUUUACGGCAAUGGUCUUAGUGAUGUCCGCGUAUGGAGUCUCUGGCCGAUUCUCCGACGGGAAGUGACAUGGGCGAUUGCUGGACCAAUUCUAGAGCAACUGCAGUCUUUGGUCAUCCCUGUCUCGGAUAUUGGGAGAUACCGCGGUGUUAUUGGGCGACUUUCGAACCUGGAGCAGGUUCGGUUCUCGCUGGACAUGCCUUUUGACUAUGGUGAGGAGUAUAACAAUGACUUGACGCUCGAAUUCGUCGCCACCACCCAACGACGAAAAGCAAACUCCCUGGCAGCAAUGGUCGCGUUUGUCAAGGAGCACACUCAGUUGUUCCCGAACCAUCUCCUCUUUGUCACUUGCACCAACGGCGUCGUCUACAAUUUCGAGGAACAGGAAUGUCCCGAGGAAACACUUUUCGAAAUCGCCCGUCUCUUACCACCACUUCCGCGACCGCUCUAUCUGGAUGAGAGCAACUGGCUUCGGUUUACUGUUGCACCCCUCAGGAUCGAUCUUGGUGCUGUUGAGAGUGUUGUUUCCCCGACGGAACCGCAGUCGUGGUGGUAUAGGGCGGUCUGUGAGAAUCGGGAGUUUCUGAGGCGCUGUAGGAGUUUGCGGAACUUGGACAUGGUCACGCUAGGGCCUGGGACUUUUCGGUGGGCUGUUCAAGAGAGACAGGACCUGGAUCAGCUUGAUGGGAACGUGGCACCUGAUACCACUACCGCCGCCGUAGCCGCCAUUACCGACAACAACAACCUUACACGACAGCAGGAAAACCAACGACAAGUGCUGCAUGGCCUCGUCCCAAUCCGGUCCGUGACGAUUUCAGAACAUAUCACGCCGUUUGCGGACGAAAUUAACGACAUUGCGAUCGGAUUCAGCCUGACCCUGGAAUGCCUCUCCAUCGAAGCCUCGAUCGAAAACGGACCGCCAUCUCUUCUGGAGAGAAUUAUCCAUGUCGGAACUGGCUGGGUUGACCUCCCUGUCUUGACAAACCUGAGUCUGAACUCCACCAAUGCGAGCUUUACCUUCGAUCGCCGGAUAUGGGCGCACUGCCCAAGUCUUGUUUUGCUCGCCAUUGUCGACCCGACUACUCGCUACCGUUGCCAAGAUAUCGUUCCUUGUCUACCGGGCCAUCAUUCCAACUUGGAGACCCUGUGGCUACAAGGCUCGAGCGCGCUAGUCUUUGACCCGACCACACUGGACUCAACUCUCAAGCUGACCUCUUUGGGUAUAAACACUGGAAACUGCACUGAUUCACAUUUCUUUAUCCCGCCUGUUCAGGAAUUGGAGCGGUCAUAUGGGACAAAGAGCCUGUAUGGUCAGGAUGAAGAGGAUGACGAGGAAGGAGGUGAAGGGAAUGCCUCUAUUCAGACAGGACCCGGUGGCACUACUGACGUCAUUCUUCGACCGAGAUGGACCUGGAACUGGAACUUGCCUGUGCUGAGCUACGCCAUGUUUACUGCAGAAUUCGCAUAUCGGUUCCAGUUCAGGAUGCUUCAGAAAUGUCCGCGGUUGGAAGUCCUACACCUGGACAUGACUUCGAUGGACGGACCGGAUGCUCACACUCGAGUUCUCUCCAGGGCCGAUCUGUUUGGCUCGAUUUCGUCGUCGGUGUCGUCAGGGUCGCACUCAGGCAACAUUCAGAACGACGAACGCAUUGUCGCGCGAUGGAUAUAUACGUUGGAGCUAAAAGGCCAAUGGGUGAUUGACGACUCGUUACUGCCCGAGUUCCUGGCGGGGAUGUUCCCAAGGUUGCAGCACUUCAACGAGAAGACGUUUGGAGGGAUCAGCCUUUUGGGGUUGUUGAAUGUGAUGAGGGAGUUUGCUCCGGAUUACGGGUGUGAGAUUGAUGAAGAGGGGGGAGGAGAAGUACCACCUUUGAGCGUCCUUCAGAAGGUGACGGCGGACAUUUCGUUCGACUUUGCGGAUGUUGAGCAGUUGGACAAACUUGGAGUGUACCCAUUUUGGUAUCACAGAGAACAGGAGAGAUUGAAUACGAAGGCGUAUCUGAAGCCGAAGAUAGAAUUUUGCGGAGAUAUUUCGGGGUCGAGAGAGAUUAUGGACAACCAGCUUGAAUGCGUUGUACUUCGAGAACCUAUUCAUUAA
Linnemannia hyalina is the source of this 2706-nucleotide messenger RNA. NCBI's taxonomy places the organism in Eukaryota, Fungi, Mortierellomycota, Mortierellomycetes, Mortierellales, Mortierellaceae. The record is from the annotation of a GenBank genome assembly.